Molecule: messenger RNA, 543 nt
Organism: Rotaria sp. Silwood1
Lineage: Eukaryota; Metazoa; Rotifera; Eurotatoria; Philodinida; Philodinidae
Source: the annotation of a GenBank genome assembly
AUGUCUAGCCGACAUUCACGUAAUCUCAGUGCAUCACUUUAUGUUCGUGGUCUUGCAGAAAGAGUUCGUUAUGACGAUUUGAAGAAAAUCUUUGGACGAUAUGGACGUAUUGUUGAUAUAACACUUCCAUUGGAUUAUUAUACACGUGAUGCUAAAGGAUUUGGUUUUGUUGAAUAUGAAGAAAGUCGUGAUGCUGAGGAAGCUCUUCAUGCUCUAGAUCGUUAUCGAUUAUUUGGUCGAGAACUUGAAGUUGAAUUUGCACGAGGUGAUCGUAAAACACCAUCGGAAAUGAGAGCUCGUGAAAAAGAAGCACGUUAUGGUGGACGAGGUGGUGAUUUUAGUCGACGUGAUCGAUCACGAAGUCGUGAUCGUCGUCAACGAAGUGUUUCACCAGUAAGUCGAGAUCGACGUCGAGGUGGUAGUCGUUCACAUUCAAAAUCGAAUUCACCAAGUUAUGCUAAACGAAAUGGUGGUGGAGGUGGUGCUGGUAAUACCAGUGGCGGCCGUCGUGGAAGUCGAUCACGAUCACCAGGAGAUAAUUAA